Molecule: messenger RNA, 473 nt
Organism: Trypanosoma cruzi
Lineage: Eukaryota; Euglenozoa; Kinetoplastea; Trypanosomatida; Trypanosomatidae
Exons: 1
Biological process (GO): ubiquitin-dependent protein catabolic process
Cellular component (GO): nucleus
Molecular function (GO): ubiquitin protein ligase binding; ubiquitin binding
Source: RefSeq, a predicted model, not a curated record
AUGCCGACUGAGGCGGAUUUAGAGAAAAUUCGGCGUGAGCGGGCGGCACGGUACCAACAACUAAGCGAGGCGGAGAAACCACGCGUGGAGCCAUGCCCCCAUUGUCAUGAGCUGCCAUAUAAGAAGGGGGUUUGCCCAGAGACAGGCAUAUUCCACAAUCUUGAGCGGCACACGAUAGUGGGGGGCGCUGUGGUGCAGUCAAACAUUGUGCGUUCCUCCGAGCUCAUGGAGGCGAUUGACCGUUCACGUAUACGGUGGGUGGAGAGCCGGACGCAGAUGGUACGCGCGGAUGCCGUGUCGCUGAACCUAUUUCAAAGUUUUGUGCGACAACUGGACUGGUCACUACAGCGUUACGGCAUUCUUUACGGUAAGUACGAUGCCAGCCUCAACCUAAUUGAGGUACACGCGAUAUAUGAGCCCGAGCAACAUGGCGAUGCGUACACGUUCCAUUAUCUCCCUGACAAACGUCUUCC